Nicrophorus vespilloides is the source of this 2382-nucleotide messenger RNA. Its product is annotated as sodium-coupled monocarboxylate transporter 1-like. Gene Ontology annotation, molecular function: symporter activity. Gene Ontology annotation, biological process: transmembrane transport; sodium ion transport. Lineage: Eukaryota; Metazoa; Arthropoda; Insecta; Coleoptera; Silphidae. The record is from RefSeq and is a predicted model, not a curated record. Gene Ontology annotation, cellular component: membrane. The coding region runs from base 86 to 1900 and encodes 604 amino acids. The transcript has 6 exons.
CAUCAGUGUCAUCAUUUGUAUAAAAUGAAACUUCUGCUUCGCUGUAUUUUCGUUCGCUAGAACUACUCAAUUAUACUGAACCGACAUGGAGAUGUUUAACAUCACCGAAGAUGAUUUCGAGAGCACCACUCUCAAAGCGGGAAAAGCGAUGAUGAAAGUUGCUUUCUCCUGGUACGAUUACACCCUCUUCAGCAUGAUGCUCAUCCUGAGCGCUCUGAUCGGUGUGUACUUCGGUUUUUUCGGGAAGAAGAAGCAGACCAACGCCACCGAGUAUCUGAUGGGAGGUAAAGAGAUGAAACCUCUUCCCAUAGCCAUGUCUUUAGUCGCCAGUCACGUUUCUGGUAUUGCCCUUCUGGGCGUCCCAGCAGACGUCUACAGAUUCGGAUCUAAUUAUUGGAUGAGCUGCUUGGCAAUUAUACCGCCUUCCAUCAUUACCUGUUUAGUUUAUUUACCUGUGUUUUACAACCUGCAACUUACCAGCACUUACGAAUACCUCAAGUUAAGGUUCGAUACAAAAAUCCGAGUGUUAGCUUCAUUUCUAUACGCUUUUGGAAUCCUGAUUUACCUCCCAAUUGUAAUUUAUGUCCCUGCCAUGGCUUUGGCUCAAGCCACCGAAAUCAACAUCCACUUGAUCACUCCCUUAAUCUGCGGAGUCUGCAUCUUUUACACGACAAUCGGAGGGCUGAAAGCCGUCGUUUGGACCGAUAUGCUACAAUUCAGCAUUACAAUCGGAGCUAUGAUCGCCGUCUUAUACCUGGGAACCGUGGAAUCCGGAGGAAUCGCGUCCGUCUUCCAAAAGGCUUCAAGCGGUCAACUCUUGGACAUCGAUUUCGAUUCGAAUCCGACGAAGAGAGACACCUUCUGGGCCAUGAUGAUCGGAUGGUCCUUUUCAAACAUUUCUUACUUAGCCAUCAGCCAAGGCUGCAUCCAAAAGUUCCUUUCAGUGCCAACAUUCAACGAUGCCAAAAAAACCGUUUAUUAUUACAUCAUAGGGAUGAUGGUGAUCAAAACGUCUACAGUCCUGACCGGAUUAAUAAUGUACGCUAAAUACUACGAUUGCGAUCCGAUCACCGCCGGAAGCAUCGACAAACCCGACCAACUUUUACCCUAUUACGUAAUGGACGUUGCAGCGAAAAUCCCCGGAUUGCCUGGACUCUUCAUAGCAGGAGUUUUCUGCGCUGCGUUGAGUACUUUAUCCGCGACGAUGAAUUGCAUUGCUGGAACAAUCUACGAAGAUUUCGUAGCUAGGUAUAUGCCAAAGGAUAUUACCCAGAAGAAAGUGAGCAACAUCUUGAAGCUGAACGUUGUUAUUAUUGGAGUAGUUGCGACUAGUUUGGUGUUUGUUGUUGAGCACAUGGGGACUUUGCUACCUUUGACCGUAAGCAUCUCCAGCAUAUCCACUGGUCCACUUCUCGGCAUGUUCACUUUAGGUAUACUCUUCCCGAAGGCCAAUUCUAAAGGAGCUUUGGCUGGAGCCAUCGCUUCUUUGGCUUUCUCCAUCUGGAUCAUUUUGGGGUCUUACUUGUAUCGCGCUUGGGGUAUAGUUAAAUUCAUCCCAAAACCUGCUUCCAUCGACGGUUGCGACUUCGAAGUCCCCAAUUUCACGCCGAUAAAUGCAACUUUAAUCGAGCAGCAAUCUGAAGAGGUCUUCGUCAUGUUCAGGAUAACGUACUACUAUUACACCAUUAUGACCACUAGCGUAGCCCUCAUCGUGGGAUACGGAGUGAGUCUACUCACAAGAACUGGCGAUGAAGAACCGGUGGACAGAAGACUGCUGUCUCCGAUUAUACACAGGUUCCUCGAUAAGAACGAGGACGAGGAAAAGGGCAAAUACCACUCCAUCGACAAGGCCCUGCACAUCGUCGCAUUAUCGAACAACAAGAACGGCCUCAAAUCUUAAGAGAAUACACUCAAUAUAGGCCACGUAGGCGGAUGUAAUUGGCUGCAAUCAUGUACAGGCUAUUACGCCACUAUUUACAGGAGAUCCAAUCGACAAAGCAAUUUCCCGUAAUCGUGGACCAAUUUCGUAUUAUAAUUAUCAUUUUUUUUUCAAUUAUGGAAACAUUCCACCGAAACUCUUUUUUUUUUUCUAUCAUGUCUCGUUUACAAACUUCAGCGUAAUUCGCUAAUAUGUUUUCUUUUUUUUUUUCAUUUAUAGGCGAAAAUUUUCCACCACUUUCUACGCACUCAUCGUAACUGGUUUUAAAGCAAAUAAAGAUUAGGCAUUGUUGAUGUACGAAGUGCGCAAUGUAAUUCACCUCACUACUGUCAGUUUAAUUCAGUUUAAACAUUUGUACACACUUUGUCAUCAUUUACUUUUUUUUUUAAAUCAUCAUCACAACAAUUGUUAACAAUGAAAUUCGAAUAAAUAUUUAUUAAUUA